CGACUAGCACACACUGCUGGCGGCAUCUAUUGACAAACAGCUGGAACUUAGUUGCGCACCAUAGUAAAUCAGUGAGAUAACGGUAUAUCACAUCACCUUAGCAAACAAUGCCGCAAAUAGAUAUGUAAAAACAUUUGCUUGACAGCUGACAGAAGCAUUUAAUUGUUUUGCAUUAACGGAUUGAAAAAGUGUACCGCUACUAUACAAGUUAAUGAGAUAAAAUUCAAUAAGAAGCGAUGAUUUUAGCUAAAAACUUGCAAAUAACUUCAAUAUUUUAGUAUGCCAAAACAAAACUGUACCUAUAUCACAUUUUAUUAUAAAACCUCGGCCAGCAAUGUUUUUGCGGUAGUAUGUAUCGAUGGCGGUACUUCUUAUAUGCUUUCGUUUUUUUAGUCGGUACUACAUCAUUCAAAAUCGUAUAAUCUCGUAAUAUUCUCUGAUUAGGAAUCAUAUUAUUGCACUUGCAAUUUUUUAACAAGAUCGUGCCAAUCACUUUAAAUUCUUCACAAUUUUGACAGCAAAACAGCAACUGAAAAUCUUAUUUUAACAAUUCAAAAUCACGUUCUCCUCAUUUUGGAAUUAAAACUCAGUUUUUGUGAUGAAAUGCAUUUUAAGUUGAAGCUAAAAUGGUGUUUAUUAUAAAAAAAAAUUUGAAUCGUUAAAAACUUUUAUUUAACUUCUCUAUGACUACGGGCUAAUAACUUCAUGCUCACCGCACUGCAGUUGCCCUCUUCCAAUCCAAGUGAGGUGGCGCAAAACAAUGGAUUGAUUGACUCGUCCUCUUCCGCGAAUUUCGUAGCGUCUUGUGCUACUUUGCAUUUAAAUGGAAAUGCACACGUUCCAGAAGAUAGCAGACACGAAUUUAGAGACCCGUUUGAUAGCAAACAUCUUAAAUUUGCGGAAGUUUCUGAAGGACAAAGUCCAUUCACAAGUGCUUCCGAAACACUUGAUAAAGAUUGUGUUUACCAAGAGUACCCGGAGCAAAUCGAAAAUUCAAAACUGAUAUCACUUACUAAAGAACAUGUAGUUCCGAAAUCUGAGCAGAAUAAAUGCGAAAUGGAACAAAACCAAAGGUUGAAAAUGGACGAUAUACAGGACCAGCCAAAUGAAGAAUCCCAGCUAUUUUGUCCACGACAGCCACUGGAAUUUAGAGACGACGCUGACAUUCAUCUUAAAAAAAUUGAUUAUCAGCAACACCCAUUUGCUCCAUGUGCAAUGAAUCGUUUCAGAAGGCGAGGAGAAAGAAUGUCCAAGAAUCAAAAAGAAAUGUAUGUUAAAUAUUUUGAAGAAAACCCGUGUAUGCUAUCUCAGCGACGAAACGAUUCGGUGUUGGAAGCCCAUUGGAGUAAGUUGGCGGCUAUUUUAAACAAUGUGCCGCAAGGAGCAGUUAAAAACGUGGAGGAAUGGAAACAAACCUUUGAUGCUUGGCGAUACCGAGUGUUUAUGUACUAUCGGUACAAUUACAAGCUUGCUGGAUCAGUAACCCACAAUGUAAAAAAUUUCAAGCCUCUUACUUCAACGGAUCAACGUGCGUAUUCCAUGUGGACGAGCUAUAAGAAUACGCCAUCUCCGCAAUCAGAUAAAGCUGAUACGUUCUGUAAAUCGGCAACUAUACAGGCGAGGUAUAACUAUUGAAGACAUAAGCAGUCGUAGUGGUUGCCAGCGUUUAUUUUUAUUUUAUUCACAAAGCCGUAAUCGUAAUGCCUAUAAUGUACCAUUAAAAAAUAAAAGUGUAUAUAAAAAUAAAUAUAAAGGUUUUAAUAAAAAAUCUAAGCAUCGUUAUAAAGAUUAA
This is a messenger RNA of Anastrepha obliqua, 1792 nucleotides long. RefSeq lists its product as uncharacterized. The coding region runs from base 706 to 1635 and encodes 309 amino acids. The record is from RefSeq and is a predicted model, not a curated record. The transcript has 3 exons. Lineage: Eukaryota; Metazoa; Arthropoda; Insecta; Diptera; Tephritidae.